CAAAGGCUAGUGUACGAAGGUUUUGGAGCAGAGGAACUUUAGAGCUGUGAUUUGAGUCGGGGGAACGUUCGCAAAGUGUUUUCGAAAGGAUAGCUAAGGAGAAAACCUGGGUGGGAGCAGAAGUUAGUGAUAUGCCGGUGGAGCAAGCUUUAGAUGGAGGAUCGACGGAAGCUUAGUUAUAAGAAUGAGACUUAUAUUUUUAGUCUCUAUUUUAAGCUUGAAUUGUAUUUAGUUUGAAUUAUGAGUGAGGGUUUGUAUAAUAAUGAGGAAAACUGUUAUUCCUCCUCCUAUCAACUGUUCUAUUGUAUCAAUGAUGUAAGAACUCUAUUAUAGUUUAAUGCUAUAAUAAUUGGGAUGUUACAGUAUCAACGACGAGUUCAAGAAAUCACCACCCAAGUGGCUCAAAUGGUGACUGUUAUCAAUCAGCUGACAAGGAAAAAUGAAGAGGAGAAAGGGGCAACAAACAAUGAAGCACCACUGAUGGUAGCUGCUGCCCCAGAAUUUCAAGAGAUUGAGUGUCCUACCACCUCUGUAUACUCUAAUCCUUCUUUCACUGAUUCAUAUUAUGCUUUAAAUUUUGAUAAUUCCAAUUCUCUGAUGAGUGAUGAUUAUAUGAGUGCAUCUGUUGAUAUUUCUGAAUGUGUAUGUGAACCUUAUGACCAUAAUUACACUGAUACUCAUUUUGAAAAGCUAGUUGAUGGUUUUAGGGAGUUGACUGUGAUUCAUGAUUGUAAUAGCUUUGUUGUUGUCCCUAUAUCUGAAUUUACCACUGCUAAUGUUCAAUUGAGUGAAAAUGUGUAUUAUGAUGAUGAUAGUACUGAACCUCAUUCUGAAAUUAGUUGUACUGUUGAUUUAAAUUCUGAUUUUAAAGCUGAACCUAUUGUGCUGGAAGUACAAACUGAUUUCAGAAAGUCCAAAGAGUAUUUGAAAAAAAUUAGGGAAGCUGCUGACCAUGUUUUGGUGCUUCAGUACUAUGAAAUGGAUUUUGAUGCUGAUGUGUGUGAGCUUGAAAUUGAUUUCAAUGUGCUUGAUCAUAUGCAUGAUGUGCCUGUAGAAGUUGUUGAUUUUUACGUUUGGUUUGAUUCGAUAUAAUCUAAAAUCAAGCUUGGCUAAUAUACUUCAAUGCUUGGUCUCUAGUGCUCUUUGGAAUGCAUCAAACUCUUUUUCUUAAAGUUCAAUCCUUCUCUCAAUCAAGAUAGACCUAUUCUGAAUAUCAUUGAAGCUUUCUUGCUUUACCUUAGUCUGGAACCUGAUUCAUACCAUAAUAAGCAUUUUCCAUUGUCUUUUGUUCAAAAGAAUUAGAGAGAAUAAUGGAUUAUUUUUUAUAUGAGGUCUCUUUCAUCAAUUUCUAUAAUCUAAAUUGGACUGUAUUUAGAACGAUUAUUUCCAUAUGCACUACAAGAAAUGUCUUAUUUACACAUUCUUGAGUCAAUUAAAUUGUUGUCCAGUAGCAUUGCAAAUAUUGAUUCCAGUAGCAAAAUCUGCAUAAAACAUCAUUUCUGGAUUAAUUUGAUAUCAUGUGGUUUUCAUCCAGAUUUGAUGGUUUUCAAGCUUUGUCCAAGUUUGCCUAGUGAUUUCAACUGUGUCUAAAGUAAUUCCAACUCAUAUUCAUCACAGAAUAGUAGAAUUAGUGGUUGAGUUCAUCACAAUCUGGUUUCAAAUUCUGCAUUCAAAUAUAAUUCUCGGUUCAUAUUGUGCAAAUUGUUUCUGACCAGAUUUUGUGUCUCUAAAUCUUGGUGCAAGUUUGUUUGAAGUUUCUAAACAUGUUUCAAGUUGUACAAACUCUGAUUAACCACUGAUUUGUCAAAAGCAUAAUUGAGUUGAUUCAAAAUUUUGUAAACCAGUGUUGUCACAACUUAUCUAGUAUCUUUUUGCACCGUGCUUAUAGUCUUUGUUUGGUAUUAGGUGCUUCAAUUCUGCUAGCUGUUUAUCUGUAGUUAGAUGUAGUGUUUUUAGGCAUUCUUUGAGUCUUUAAUUGAGUUAUCCAGCUUUGAAUGCACUACUUUCUCAAUUCUCCAACAAUUUUAGUUCAUUUUUCUGCACUUUUAGCAACUGCAACCUUGUUUUGGUGACUCUGCCUAUUUCAGAGCAUUUUAAACAUUUGUGCAAGUGUAUUUCACCAUUUGAAACUUGUUUCAACUGUUGCCUUGGUCCAUUUUCAUUAAAUCUGCAAAAUCAUAGUUUGACUUCCCAUUUUUGUUUGAAAUUUGGAACUCAACAAGUGAUAGUGUGAUUCAGUAGAUUUUGGCACAGUUUGGUUGUUUCUAUACAUAUAUUUGGUGCAUCAAAGUUCAUCUUUACUGUUCCUUUGGUUACUUUUGCACCAUUUCACCAAAUUACAUCUUCCUACCGUAGCAUUGUUUCAAUAUAGGAAGUGGACAUUGGCUACAUCUUACUUUGGAGUGAUUGUUGCAUUUUAUCUGUUUCUACCUCUGGCGUUAGAGGUUGCUUUCACUCUCUCUUGCAUGCUUCUCUAUACACUUUUGCCUUAAAUUUUUUGUUCGUUAUAUUCUCCAAACACUAGACAUGUUACUUCUUGUCCAAACCAAGCCUAGAGGUCUGUGACAUCUGUGUAUGGAGAAGCAUUUAUUUUCUCAUUGCGUUUUGUACUUGGGUGAUAGAAGCAUAGAAUAUGAUCAUAAGUUAGCUAUAUUUAGGAGAUGGUUGUAAUGAGAAGUGAGGAAGAAGUGAUAUAGAGAGUCUCACGCCCAGGCGCGGCGGGCGCGACUUUACAGAGAGUCUCACAUUCUGCAGCAGCCCAGCGCCCUGUUUUUUUUUUUCGCCCUUCGAAAAUUACCGAGGGCCAUUACCGAAGGCUUUUGGCCCUCGGUAAUUACCGAAGGGCGAAAGCCCUCGAUAAAUGUUAGCGACAAGCGAUUUACCGAGGGCUCUUUGGCCGUUAAUAAGCCUUCGGUAAUUACCUUUUACCGACGGUUUUGGGCUGUUUCCGAGGGCUUCUGGCCUUCAGUAAUGUCCUUCUUUUUUGUAGUGAAAUUUUGCUAAGUGAAUUGCAACACAUGCUUAAUCCACUAGUAA
Molecule: messenger RNA, 3036 nt
Organism: Vigna angularis (adzuki bean)
Lineage: Eukaryota; Viridiplantae; Streptophyta; Magnoliopsida; Fabales; Fabaceae
Exons: 2
Coding region: 355-1092 (245 amino acids)
Source: RefSeq, a predicted model, not a curated record